This is a messenger RNA of Ostreobium quekettii, 903 nucleotides long. The record is from the annotation of a GenBank genome assembly. Lineage: Eukaryota; Viridiplantae; Chlorophyta; Ulvophyceae; Bryopsidales; Ostreobiaceae.
AUGAUCGACUUCUACAACAUCCAAUUCUACAACCAAGUUACGAGCGAGUACGACACCUAUGAGGAGUUAUUUGAAAUGGCAACAGGGGGCUCAAACAUGACGGCCUUGCGCCAGAUAAGAGAUGGCACUUCCUUUGGCUUCCCCGGUAUCCCCUUGGACAAAAUUGUCCUUGGCAAGCCAGUGACAUCCAAUGGUGUGGUAAACACGGGUUUUGUGGAGAUGACCCAACUUUCCAGGUUUUUGGUGCAAGCAAAGGCCAAAGAAAUCUUGCCGCGUGGGUUCAUGGGUUGGCAGUGGUUCUUGGACAUUGAGGAAUUGGACAGCCAAUGGUCACAUGUGAUGGGAUCCGCAUGGACCGGCUUCCCAAUCCCUCCACCGCUUCCUGAGAGGCAAGGGCCGGAGAUCAUCAUGCUGCCACCUCCACCUGUGGGCAGCGGGCAGUGUGCAGGCAGCUACACGGUGCAGUCUGGCGAUUCGCUGUCCAAGAUCGGCCGAUUGUAUCCGGAUACCAUUCAAGUUGGUCAAGUUUUGAAGAUUCCACCUUGCGACCCUGGAGUUGAUGGUGGAACACCUGAACCACCAGCGGCGCCAACGACACCAGGAUUGCCGUCGUGUGAUGAUAAUAAUGAUGAUGAAGAGGAGGAGGAUUUUGACGACGGUGAUGAUGAUGUGAAUAAUGCUGCUCCCAUUGUCCUUGUCCCUCCUCCAGCGGGUAGUGGGGAGUGUGCUGCCCUGUACGAAGUGGCUCCUGGAGACACCCUGUUUGCGAUUGGUCAGAUGUUUGGCCUCCCAUAUCAGGAGGUGUUUGCUGCCAAUACAGAUAUCCUGCCCGAUGAGAAUACCAUUGAGGUUGGUCAGGUGUUGAAGAUCCCACCUUGCGAUCCUGGCGUUGUAUCGCCUUGA